GCUCCCGACUUCCUUAUGCCUUGGGCGUGUGUGGGAGCAGAUGAGGGGUUCUUUGGGGUCCCCAUCUGGGGGCCAGCUCCUGCUGACAAGUCCUUCAGGCUCUCUGGGCCUUAAUUCCCACUCCUGUAAAAUGGGGAUAAUGACACCUCCCUCAGGAGUCGGUGAUCCUUGUAAACUGAGUGGUGAUUACUGUGGGUGAAGGCACUUUGCAAAGCCGUAAUUGAAGCUCAGCCGUCGGAUGCAACUGUUGUUGUUGUUGUCACUGCUCCGUCUGAACCGGGUGGCCGGCUCGGGAAGUCCCCCUCCCUCCUCCCCGCGGUGGAAACCUCGCACCGCCCGCAUCAGGGGCGCCACUCCCUGCGCCAACUCGGGAGCACUCGAGAUAAGUGAGGGAGCCUCCGCCCUGGCAGGAUGACUGCCCCGGCGCAGAAGGGACAGGGGCCCCUAUGAGGGUGACCAUAGGACUCGCGGAGCCUCGCGCCUGGCAGACGGCGAGCCAGGCCUCCCUCCCUGACAUGGAGAGUAACCUGUCUGGCCUGGUGCCUGCUGCUGGGCUGGUGCCUGCGCUGCCGCCCGCCGUGACCCUGGGGCUGACUGCGGCCUACACCACUCUGUAUGCCCUGCUCUUCUUCUCCGUCUAUGCCCAGCUCUGGCUGGUGCUCCUGUAUGGGCACAAGCGUCUCAGCUAUCAGACGGUGUUCCUGGCACUCUGUCUGCUCUGGGCUGCCUUGCGUACCACCCUCUUCUCCUUCUACUUUCGAGAUACACCCCGAGCCAACCGUCUGGGGCCACUGCCCUUCUGGCUUCUCUACUGCUGUCCUGUCUGCCUCCAGUUCUUCACACUGACGCUUAUGAACCUCUACUUUGCCCAGGUGGUGUUCAAGGCCAAGGCAAAGCGUCGGCCAGAGAUGAGCCGAGGCUUGCUGGCCGUCCGAGGGGCCUUCGUGGGGGCCUCGCUGCUCUUUCUGCUGGUGAAUGUGCUGUGUGCGGUGCUGUCCCGCCGGCGCCGGGCACAGCCCUGGGCCCUCCUGCUGGUGCGUGUCCUGGUGAGCGACUCCCUGUUUGUUAUCUGCGCACUCUCUCUUGCCGCCUGCCUCUGCCUUGUCGCCCGGCGGGCUCCCUCCACCAGCAUCUACCUGGAGGCCAAGGGGACCAGUGUGUGCCAGGCAGCUGCGAUGGGUGGUGCCAUGGUUCUGCUCUAUGCCAGCCGGGCCUGCUACAACCUGGCGGCCCUGGCCUUGGCCCCCCGGAGCCGGCUGGACGCCUUCGAUUAUGACUGGUACAACGUCUCUGAUCAGGCGGACCUGGUGAACGACCUGGGGAACAAAGGCUACCUGGUGUUUGGCCUCAUCCUCUUUGUGUGGGAGCUGCUGCCCACCACCCUGCUGGUGGGCUUCUUCCGGGUGCACCGGCCCCCACAGGACCUGAGCACCAGCCGCAUCCUCAACGGGCAGGUCUUUGGCUCCCGUUCCUACUUCUUCGACCGGGCACACUGCGAGGAUGAGGGCUGCUCUUGGGAGCACAGCCGGGGUGAGAGCACCAGCAUGUCAGGCAGCCUAGGCUCCAGCAGCUGGUACGGUGCCAUCGGGCGGGAGCCAGGCUGGUGCGGGGGCAGCCAGACGCGGACCACUCCUCUGCUCUUCUCCCAGGUUCUGGGACCAGGCAGCCACCAUCACAGUCUCUACUCUACCCCACAGACGUGAUUCCCCUUCAUCUCCCCCCAGAACACCCAGACCCCAGUCCCUCCCACCCCAGGCCCCUGUGCCAAGUUCAUCUGCCGCUUCUUGCCCGGGAUCCCGGGGGCUGUGGCUGCCUCUUUCCCAGGCCGGCUCCUUGCUACUCCUGUUGUAGUGAGCUUGCGCUGUCCCCUAGGAUGGGGGGCAUGGCCCUGGCUGCCAGAUGCUCAUAGCACCCUGGCAUGAUCUACCAGCUCUGCUUCUACACCGGAGCCAGCUACCUCUCCUGCGCCUGCCACUCAAUAAACAGUGUCUGUGCCCCGAGUC
Messenger RNA from Balaenoptera musculus (blue whale), 2003 nucleotides. It is a transcript of the gene GPR137, whose product is annotated as G protein-coupled receptor 137. Gene Ontology annotation, cellular component: lysosomal membrane. Gene Ontology annotation, biological process: negative regulation of bone resorption; positive regulation of TORC1 signaling; regulation of autophagy. NCBI's taxonomy places the organism in Eukaryota, Metazoa, Chordata, Mammalia, Artiodactyla, Balaenopteridae. The record is from RefSeq and is a predicted model, not a curated record. The coding region runs from base 447 to 1703 and encodes 418 amino acids. The transcript has 8 exons.